AUGACGGCCAUCUUCGGCCAGCGUCACACCUGGGACAAAUCCCCCACGUACAACCACGCCAUCGGCCCUGCCACCCCACCGCUGCCCUACCAUGGCUUUGCGCCCUCGCGCCAUCAUGUCGCCGCCCACCUCGUCAAUAUGGCCGGGUACUACGACGACGAGGCCUCCAUCAAUGCACAACCGUCGCAGAUGAGCGCCGACGGUCACCCGCGCCGGGGAGACUGCUACGCGCCUGAUGACGACACGCCCAACAAGCGACAGAAGCGCCAUCGUUCUUCCCCGCGCCCCCAUGAUGCUUGUACGAAUGCUAGCCCGGCACCAGAAGCGCCAUAUGCGGGCCUCCCGCAGACUUCAGCGCUGCUCGCUGCUCAUAAUGACGCGCCCAGUCAACAGCAUUUCGAUAUGCUGCCUCCUCAGGACUCGGUACACGCCUCAUGGCAGGCUCUCCACGAAUACGCCCAGUCACAUGCCUCCCAGCAUGGCUAUGCCCUCAGUAUCAAUACAACAGCCAAGAACCGCUCUCGUAUCAAGCUCGCCUGUGUCUGCUAUGGCCAACCCAAGAACACGCACAAGUUGACUGCCGAGACGCGGGUCAGAAAAAAUAGAGUCAGCUACAAGACGGGCUGUAAGAUGUGGAUCGAGGGAAAGAAGCUGGAGGAUGGGACGUGGCUGUUGCGUGUUGGCGAGGCGCAACAUAAUCAUCCUGGUCGAGACAGCGCGGGGUGGGCGGUACAACGGAAGAGGACCUGGGGUCUUGUUGGAGGGCGCAUUGGCAUUGGAGGUGUAACAGCAAAAGAGGAACUUGCUAAACGGCGGCUCCCGGGCACAAACGAUACUCUGGAGGACGUGGAAGCAGAAGGCGAAGGAGGAGACGACUACGCACAACCCCCAUCACCAACCCUAGAGCCGGCCACACAUAGUCUGGAACGUGGAGGUCUAGUCUGGAAAAUCGUUGAACAAGAGAUGCUCCGCAAGGGUAAACCGAACCAAGGCCGUGAUCGCGGGGUAGGAAGAACCGUCGACGUCCUCCAACGCAGACUCCCCGGCAUUCACAUUCUCAAGCGCGACGUCUAUAACAUCCGCGCACAAAUCAAGCGUGCUCGCAAAGCAGCAGGCCAGCAACUCGGCGACGGCUGUGACAGUUCAAACGACGAAGCUCAGGACCAUGCUCUUCCUACUACUAUUACUCUUUCCAACGGUAUCGAUCCUGCAAUCCCACCAGAACAAUCCCACCCACAGCCACACAUCCAACCACCUCCCGCCGCCUUUUCCCCUCCUCCUCAUUCUCAUCCUCCUUCCACUAAACCCUCCUCCCCCGUACGAAAAGACUCCAGAAUCGACCCUUCCCUCGUCAACACUCCACCACCACCUCUUCCACCUCCUUCAUUACCCCCUUUACCCCCUCCUUCGCCUUCCCCAGACCCCCCAGCAACAACACUCCAAGUCCUACGCCUACGCCGUGAAAACGCAGAGUUACGCCGUUUACUCGCAGACAAGACCAAAGAAGUCAAAGAAAAGACGAUUGAAAUGGCGGGGUUGAAAAGUCAGGUCGAGUUGUUGAGUAAUCUUAUGUUGACGAGUGGGAGGGGGUUGAUGGGGGGGUGA
Bipolaris victoriae FI3 is the source of this 1605-nucleotide messenger RNA. RefSeq lists its product as hypothetical. Bases 1 to 1605 code for a protein of 534 amino acids. Lineage: Eukaryota; Fungi; Ascomycota; Dothideomycetes; Pleosporales; Pleosporaceae. The record is from RefSeq and is a predicted model, not a curated record. The transcript has a single exon.